Arabis nemorensis is the source of this 273-nucleotide messenger RNA. The record is from the annotation of a GenBank genome assembly. Lineage: Eukaryota; Viridiplantae; Streptophyta; Magnoliopsida; Brassicales; Brassicaceae.
AUGGCGUCGACGCCGCCUCACUGGUCGAUCACCACCGCGAAUAGCCAUCGUCAGACCCGUCAACAACCUAACUACAACCACCGUCCAUGGCUUUCACAACGUGUCUCUUCCUCUCCUCGUGGUGGUCGCGCCGUGACCUCAGCUUCUCCUUCUUUACCGGCGGCUGUUUCAGUCGCCACUGUAGCUUCCGGUCAACUAUCACACCAAUCUCGUAAUUUCUCUUCUCUACGAACCUCGGAAACGGGUCUUUCCUCGGAUUUCUCCGGUCGUUGA